CGUGGAGACCUCGGUUCUCCUCAUCUGAGAAGAUCGUGGCAAGGAGAGCCGGAGGGAGGGAGUGUUCUCUGCUUGGACAUACAGGAAAGCUGGGGACCGACGCCCACCUUCCCACCGAUGGAGGUGAAGCAGACACCCCCACCUUCCUUAUCGCCCUCACCGACCACCGAUGAAGACGACCUGUGCACGAUAGAGGUCCCUGCCAUGGCCAUGGACUGUGUCACUCUGCUCAUCGGGCUCUGUGGGCUGGUGGGCAACGGGGCUGUCCUCUGGCUCCUGGGCUUCCGCAUCCGCAGGAACCCCGUCACCGUCUACAUCCUCAACCUGGCCAUCUCUGACUUCACCUUCCUCCUCUUCAUGCUCACCUCAUCCCUCCUCAACAUGCUGGAAAACUUCUACUGCUCUACUGGCUUCCUGAAGUACCUACAGCCGCUUUUCCUGCUCUCGCUCUUCUCCUACAACAUGGGCCUGUAUCUCCUCACAGCCAUCAGCAUCGAGAGGUGUGCGUCUGUCGUCUUCCCACUCUGGUACCGGUGCCGCCGCCCCCAGUGGUUGUCAGCGGUGGUGUGUGCCCUGCUCUGGGCCCUCUCCAUCGCUGUCAUUGCUGCAGUGUCUUCUCUGUGCCUGGCACACCAGCAGGAGCACUGCCAGACGGCUCUCAUCUCCAUGUAUGCCGUUGAAUUCCUCAUCUUUGCCCCACCCAUGGUGAUUUCCAAAGUGAUCCUGUUCUUUAAGGUCCUCUGUGUCUCCCAGGAGCCCCAACCCAAGAGGCUCUACAUUGUUAUCUCCCUCACUGUCUUCUUCUUCCUCCUCUUCGCUCUUCCCCUCAGCAUCUGGAGUUUCCUGCAGCAGUUUGGCUACUCCUUCAUGUCCUCCCAGGUGGUUUUCCUGCUCGCCUGUAUCAGCAGCAGCAUCAAUCCCUUCAUCUACUUCUUGGUGGGCAGCUGCCGGCGACACUGCUCCUGGGUGUCCCUCCAGGUGGCCUUCCAGAGGGUCUUUGAGGAGACCGGGCUCACCACGAUCUCCAGCUGAGCAGCCACCGUGGUCACACCAGGCAUGCUGCCCACCCCAGCUAUUCAUGUUCAGCUGCCCACCCUUGCUCUUGGAUUGUCCUGGAGGGCACCUUAUUGUGGCUGUUUGUCAGGACACAUCCCAUCCCUUAUGCUAUCCUGUCCCCAUCCCAUCUUUCCCCAUCCCCAUCCUAUCCCCAUCCUGUCCCCAUCCCGUCUUUCUCUAUCCCCAUCCCAUUCCCAU
Messenger RNA from Apus apus (common swift), 1254 nucleotides. RefSeq names its product mas-related G-protein coupled receptor member H-like. Lineage: Eukaryota; Metazoa; Chordata; Aves; Apodiformes; Apodidae. Gene Ontology annotation, biological process: G protein-coupled receptor signaling pathway. The record is from RefSeq and is a predicted model, not a curated record. Gene Ontology annotation, molecular function: G protein-coupled receptor activity. Gene Ontology annotation, cellular component: membrane. The transcript is spliced from 2 exons. Bases 118 to 1032 code for a protein of 304 amino acids.